ACGCUUGGGUGACUUAACUGCGACGACUUCUGCACGACAUUAUCUGAUGCAACCUCCGAGUUAAGGAAGCCGCCGGUGCACUUUGCGGGUGAUAAGGCGGCGGCGUGUUGGAGGUGAUGUCCUUGGAGGUGACCAGGGCGACCGCGGGGAUGGUGCUAGCAGAGCUGUAUGUCUCAGACCGAGAGGGGAGUGACACUACUGGUGAUGGAACCAAGGAGAAACCUUUUAAAACAGGCCUUAAGGCUUUGAUGACAGUUGGAAAAGAACCCUUUCCUACCAUUUACGUAGAUUCACAAAAAGAAAACGAGAGGUGGGAUGUUAUUUCUAAAUCACAGAUGAAGAACAUUAGAAAACUGUGGCACAGGGAACAGAUGAAGAGUGAAUCCCGGGAAAAGAAAGAGGCAGAAGACAAUUUACGAAGAGAGAAGAACCUGGAAGAAGCAAAGAAGAUUACCAUUAAAAACGACCCAAGUCUUCCAGAGCCAAAUUGCGUGAAGAUUCGUGAAUUAGAAGGAUAUAGAGGCCAAAGAGUAAAGGUAUUUGGCUGGGUCCACAGGCUGCGUAGGCAAGGAAAGAAUUUAAUGUUUCUGGUGUUGCGGGAUGGUACGGGUUAUCUCCAGUGUGUCUUGUCAGAUGAUUUGUGUCAGUGUUACAAUGGAGUAGUCUUGUCCACUGAGAGUAGUGUCGCAGUGUAUGGAAUGCUAAAUCUUACCCCAAAGGGCAAGCAGGCUCCAGGGGGCCAUGAGCUGAAUUGUGACUUCUGGGAACUGAUCGGGUUGGCCCCCGCUGGAGGCGCUGAUAACUUAAUCAACGAGGAGUCUGACGUUGACGUCCAGCUCAACAACAGACACAUGAUGAUCCGGGGAGAAAACAUGUCCAAAAUCCUAAAAGCACGUUCUGUGGUCACCAAGUGCUUUAGAGAUCACUUCUUCGAUAGGGGGUACUACGAAAUCAGUCCUCCAACGUUAGUGCAAACACAAGUGGAAGGCGGUGCCACACUCUUCAAGCUGGACUAUUUUGGGGAAGAGGCGUAUCUGACUCAGUCCUCUCAGCUGUACCUGGAGACCUGCAUUCCAGCUCUGGGAGAUGUCUUUUGUAUCGCACAGUCAUACAGGGCAGAGCAAUCCAGAACACGAAGGCACCUGGCUGAAUACACUCAUGUGGAAGCAGAGUGCCCUUUCCUGACCUUUGAGGAGCUCCUGAACCGAUUGGAGGACUUGGUUUGUGACGUGGUCGAUAGAGUCUUGAAAUCACCCGCAGCAAGCGUAGUGCAUGACCUCAACCCGAACUUCAAGCCCCCCAAACGGCCUUUCAAACGGAUGAACUAUUCAGAUGCUGUUGUGUGGCUAAAAGAACACAAUAUAAAGAAAGAAGAUGGAACUUUCUAUGAAUUUGGAGAGGAUAUCCCAGAAGCUCCUGAGAGACUGAUGACAGACACCAUUAAUGAGCCCAUCUUGCUGUGUCGAUUUCCUGUGGAGAUCAAGUCCUUCUAUAUGCAGCGAUGUCCCGAGGAUUCCCGCCUUACCGAAUCUGUCGACGUGUUGAUGCCCAACGUCGGUGAGAUUGUGGGAGGCUCGAUGCGUAUCUGGGAUAAUGAAGAGAUACUGGCAGGUUAUAAAAGAGAAGGAAUUGACCCCACUCCCUAUUACUGGUACACAGAUCAGAGAAAAUAUGGCACAUGUCCACAUGGAGGCUAUGGCCUGGGCUUGGAACGAUUCUUAACCUGGAUUCUGGAUAGAUACCACAUCCGCGAUGUAUGCUUGUACCCUCGAUUUGUCCAGCGCUGCAAGCCAUAACCGAUUCCUCCUGGAGAUUCUGGAUAGAUACCACAUCUGAGAUGUAUGCUUGUACCCUCGAUUUGUCCAGCGCUGCAAGCCAUAACCGAUUCCUCCUGGAGAUUUAAGGAAAGAACACGGUUCAUGGAAGGAACAGGCUGCCUCUUUAAAAAAAAAAAAAAAAACAGCCAAAAUCUUCCCUUUUUUAUUCCACUGGGGUAUAUCCGUUUCUGUUUUCUCUUUUUGUUUUUUAUUCCUGCUACCACGAAGAGCAAUCCAAAUCAUUUGAAUAUCAAGUGACAUUGAUGGUGUCAUUUUAAGAAAAAAAACCCAUUACAGAGUUUGGGGGAAAAUCUGUGGCAUGUAACUCUACAGUCAUGAAUAUAUUUCAACAUUUUAUCCAAUUUUGGGUUAUAAUCUUUCUGUCAUAUAUACCACAUAUAUGAUUAGUUUUAACUUACAGUCUGAGACAUUCCAGUAACUUAAUCUUUCUGUCCUUUUAAGUGUAACUGGAAUUGUUUAAUUUAUAUCACUUUAUUUGUAUCAGUGAGUUAAAACAAACACCGUGGGGAAAAAUUGACAAUAUGCUGUAAAAAUCUGCUAGUAUUAGAACAGAGUAUAAAUCAGCAGUAGAUACAGGAAUGAAAUGAAUAGUCUUUUGCCUCAGUUGUUAAUCUUUUCUAAAUCAGAUAGCUGCUUAUAUAAUUCUAAAGCAUACAAAUUGAUUUGGAAGAAUUUGUAAAAGUGGAAUUGCCUUAAACUAUUUGAAGUAAGAGCAAGUUUUUUGUUUCUGUUUUUUGGCAUUUCAGUGAACAGCAUUCUUCCUAGCAUUAGUUCAAACUAAAGAGGCAGGGUGAUCUUCACUCUUCCCUGGUAGUUCCUAAGUAAUUAAGAAUAAAUAAGUUCCAGGGCUUCCCUGGUGGCACAGUGGUUGGGUAUCUGCCUGCCAAUGCAGGGGACACAGGUUCGACCCCUGGUCCAGGAAGAUCCCACAUGCCGCAGAGCAACUAAGCCCGUGCACCACAACUACUGAGCCUGCACUCUGGAGCCCGUGAGCCACAACUACUGAAGCCGGCGCGCCUAGAGCCCGUGCUCUGCAACAAGAGAAGCCACUGCAAUGAGAAGCCCGCGCACCUCAACCAGAGAAAGCCCAUGCACAAAAACGAAGACCCAACGCAGCCAAAAGUAAAUAAAUAAAUUUAUUUUUAAAAAGUAAAUAAAUAAGUUCCAAAAGUAUUUGCAGCUGGAAUCUUCAUGACAGCCCUGCAUGGCUGUUGGAGUCACCCCACACUGUGUCUUUAGGUCUAAUCUGUGCUAACUUAUUAACUUGCAGGCUUAUUGAAUGGCUUCAUUUCAGAUUUGGUUAAUUUUCCCCCAGAAUGCAUGUCAUGUAUCCUCAAUAAGCUGUAUUCCCAGCAAUCAAUAAAUGGAUACACGUAAAAACUC
This is a messenger RNA of Balaenoptera acutorostrata (minke whale), 3221 nucleotides long. RefSeq names its product asparaginyl-tRNA synthetase 1 (gene NARS1). The record is from RefSeq and is a predicted model, not a curated record. Gene Ontology annotation, biological process: asparaginyl-tRNA aminoacylation. Gene Ontology annotation, molecular function: ATP binding; nucleic acid binding; asparagine-tRNA ligase activity. The coding region runs from base 117 to 1796 and encodes 559 amino acids. The transcript is spliced from 15 exons. Gene Ontology annotation, cellular component: cytoplasm. Lineage: Eukaryota; Metazoa; Chordata; Mammalia; Artiodactyla; Balaenopteridae.